AAUCAGGAAAUUCUACUCAAUUGAAUCAAUUAAAUGUUUGUCCUGCACCAUUGAUACCUUCACCUAUAUUUAAUUAUACUGGUAAAACAUGUUUCGGAGGAUGUUGCCUUCCGUGCCCCUACGUAAAUAAUUUCUAUCCAGCAGGUCAAAUAGAUGCAAUAUAUACAGUUUUAAGCGUUAUAAGAGUUAUUUCAUUUGUUGGUAUUGCUAUUAUCGUAUUGAGUUAUUUGGUGCUGCCAAAUAAAAGAGAGCAUCCGGCUAUGAUCGUUCUUAUCUUUAAUACUUGUCUCCUGGCAUUUCUCGGUAUCACUUUUUUUUACAUUGGAAAUCACAAAAGUAUUCAAUGUGCUGAUGAUUUCACUCAAGCAACCAUGAAAAACAACCUUCUUUGCGGUGUACAAGCAUUUACUUUCGUACCUGCUAUUACAAGCAAUAUUUCAUUCGAUUUUGGUGCCGUCUGUAUGGUUUCCAAAAAUAUCUCUAAAGAAUUGUUCUGGGCUCCACUGGCCAUUAUUGUCGUACCUGCAUUUUUGAUUCAUAUUGCAACUUUUAUUUAUGUUGCUAAGGCACAAUGGAUGUUGGCACGUGAUUUUGACGAUUCAUCCUUUGGAACGAUCGUAACAUAUUCAACUGGUUACUUAGAACAUGUCACUAGUAAAGAUGUUUUGAACGUCAUUAAGAUUCAAUGGCGCUCUUUAUUAUUAGCGAUGAUUUUGUUGUUGACAAAUGAUGGUCAAAAUGAAUGCGCGUAUAUUCCAAAAGGACACAUUCCGAAUGUUGUUUUCUUGACCGUAUCAGAGCUAUUAACAGCAUCAGUGGGUAUAUCUAUUUUUUUAGUGUUUGGAACUAGUGUUGGUCUUUUGAUGGAAUGGAAACAUUGGUUCAAUAGAACUUUUGGGCAUGUUGAAAAAAGUGAUAAUAUAUUUUUGUAA
Messenger RNA from Racocetra persica, 932 nucleotides. The record is from the annotation of a GenBank genome assembly. Lineage: Eukaryota; Fungi; Glomeromycota; Glomeromycetes; Diversisporales; Gigasporaceae.